Messenger RNA from Gavialis gangeticus (Gharial), 905 nucleotides. RefSeq names its product mitochondrial pyruvate carrier 1 (gene MPC1). Bases 98 to 421 code for a protein of 107 amino acids. Gene Ontology annotation, biological process: pyruvate import into mitochondria. Lineage: Eukaryota; Metazoa; Chordata; Crocodylia; Gavialidae. The transcript is spliced from 5 exons. Gene Ontology annotation, cellular component: mitochondrial inner membrane. The record is from RefSeq and is a predicted model, not a curated record.
AGCUGCCCGGGCUGCGCGCGCCGGGGUGUCAGUGUAGCCGCGCCGCGGCGGGACAGGCAGUGCCGCGGGAGCAGCCCUUCCCCCCAGCACCUCCGCCAUGGCUGGGGCGCUGGUGCGCAAGGCGGCGGACUACGUGCGGAGCAAGGACUUCAGGGACUAUCUAAUGAGUACGCACUUUUGGGGGCCAGUAGCUAACUGGGGACUCCCUAUCGCUGCUAUUAAUGAUAUGAAGAAAUCUCCAGAGAUCAUUAGUGGCCGAAUGACAUUUGCACUGUGUUGUUACUCGUUGACUUUUAUGAGGUUUGCCUAUAAGGUGCAACCAAGAAACUGGCUUUUGUUUGCGUGUCACUUAACUAAUGAAUGUGCACAACUUAUCCAAGGAGGCAGACUGAUGAAAUAUACGAUGGAAAAGAAGAACUAAAUUUGAACAAAAAAACAGGGAAUCUGCUCAUCUUGAAUUGCAGCAAAGGAAGAGUGUUGCCAUCUACAGUUAUUGUAAUGCAGAUUGUUGCAUUGUUUUUAUCCAUUGUAAUAUUUAUCACAAAUACAAAAUUUUACCAACAUGACACACCAUCCUUCCACUAACUUACAGCUUUUUAAAAAAAAUACUCCUUAGCAAUGUAAAUCAUAUAUCAGUUUGCUGCCUCACAAUUUUUUAUUUUCUAUAAAUGAAGCUCCUCCAAAUCCUGUGUAGAAUAUUUUUAAGAGGACGAGAUAACUCUAACCAGCUAUGAAACUAAAGGCACAGGACAAUUUCGCACAAUGUGUUUAAACUUGCUAAACCAACAUUAACUUGGAAGAUAAUAACCACAGAGAUGUAGGUGGCAUACAUAUGCAGAACAAAUUAAACAUUAAAAAGCCAUUUAAUGUAGUAUUUCCUGACUAUAUUUUAUCAUUUAGAAUUU